Molecule: messenger RNA, 987 nt
Organism: Ascoidea rubescens DSM 1968
Lineage: Eukaryota; Fungi; Ascomycota; Saccharomycetes; Ascoideales; Ascoideaceae
Gene: GLC7
Product: type 1 serine/threonine-protein phosphatase catalytic subunit GLC7
Exons: 2
Coding region: 1-987 (328 amino acids)
Cellular component (GO): cytoplasm; nucleus
Molecular function (GO): protein serine/threonine phosphatase activity
Source: RefSeq, a predicted model, not a curated record
AUGGCUGAUCAACAGGAACCUGAUGUUGAUUCUAUCGUUGAUAGAUUACUAGAAGUUAGAGGCUCAAGGCCUGGCAAGCAAGUCAAUUUGGCUGAAGAGGAAAUCAGAUAUCUUUGUACAAAAGCAAGGGAAAUCUUUAUUCAACAGCCAAUUUUACUAGAACUAGAAGCUCCAAUUAAAAUUUGUGGUGACAUCCAUGGCCAGUAUUACGAUCUCUUGCGGCUAUUUGAAUAUGGUGGCUUCCCUCCGGAAGCAAACUACUUGUUCCUUGGUGAUUACGUCGACAGAGGCAAACAGUCUCUAGAAACAAUCUGUCUUUUGCUCGCCUACAAAAUCAAAUACCCUGAAAACUUCUUUAUCCUCAGAGGUAACCACGAAUGUGCUUCAAUCAACAGAAUUUACGGUUUUUACGAUGAAUGUAAAAGAAGAUACAACAUUAAACUUUGGAAAACCUUUACCGAUUGCUUCAAUUGUUUGCCCAUAGCCGCAAUCAUAGACGAAAAAAUCUUCACCAUGCAUGGUGGUCUAUCCCCAGAUUUGAACUCAAUGGAACAAAUUAGAAGAGUUAUGAGACCAACUGAUAUUCCUGAUGUAGGUCUUUUAUGUGAUUUAUUAUGGUCUGAUCCCGAUAAAGAUAUCUCUGGCUGGAGCGAAAAUGAUAGAGGUGUUUCCUUCACUUUUGGCCCAGAUGUUGUAUCAAGAUUCCUACAAAGACAAGACAUGGACUUGAUUUGCAGAGCCCAUCAAGUCGUUGAAGAUGGUUACGAAUUCUUUGCCAAAAGACAAUUGGUCACUCUAUUCAGUGCUCCCAAUUAUUGUGGCGAAUUUGAUAACGCCGGUGCAAUGAUGUCUGUUGAUGAAAGUCUUUUAUGCUCUUUUCAAAUCUUAAAACCUGCUGAAAAGAAACCCCAAUAUACUUAUAACAAAAUGACUGACUCAAAUAGAUCUUUCACUCCUCCAAGAAAAAAUAAAAAAGGUAUGAAAUAA